AGAGGCUCUUAAGAUAGGGGCCUCUCAGGGACGGGGAGGAAGCCUGGCAGCCCACAUCCCUAUAAAUGGUGCUCUCCACUCUGACUUGGAGGCAGAGAUCUACCAAGACAGGAGCCUGUGUGUGGGAGAAGCAGCUGGAUCAGGAGCCAUGUUGCUGCGUUCUUUGGCCCUCACUCUGAUCUUGAUGGCGGUUUCUGGCGUCAUGAGCAAUGGGACAGAAGUUUGUGUUGCAAGCCCUGGUAUCCCCGGCACUCCUGGAUCCCAUGGCUUGCCAGGCAGAGAUGGGAGAGAUGGUGUCAAAGGAGACCCUGGACCUCCAGGUCCUAUGGGCCCCCCAGGAGGAAUGCCAGGUCUCCCUGGGCGUGAUGGGCUGACUGGAGCCCCUGGUGUCCCUGGAGAGCGUGGAGACAAGGGGGAGCCUGGUGAAAGGGGCCUACCAGGACUUCCAUCUUAUCUAGAUGAGGAACUCCAAACCAUACUCCAGGACUUCAGACAUCAAAUCUUGCAAUCAAUGGGAGUUCUCAGCUUGCAGGGGUCCAUUCUGGCAGUUGGAAAGAAGAUCUUCUCCACCAAUGGGCAGUCGGUCAACUUUGAUGCCAUUAGAGAGUCAUGUGCCAAAGCAGGUGGCAAUAUUGCUGUCCCAAGGAGUCCAGAGGAGAAUGAGGCCAUUGCAAGCAUUGUGAGGAAGUAUAAUACUUAUGCCUACCUGGGCCUGGCUGAGGGCAACACUCCAGGAGACUUCCAUUACCUGGAUGAGAGCCCUGUGAACUAUACCAACUGGUACCCAGGGGAGCCCAGGGGUCGGGGCAAAGAGAAGUGUGUGGAGAUGUACACGGAUGGAACAUGGAAUGAUAAGAACUGCCUUCAGUACCGUCUGACCAUCUGUGAGUUUUAAGCAGACACUUAGGCCACAGGGUAGAUAGGAUCCUGCCCUGCCUUUCAGCCUCCAUUCUGAGGCUCCAACAAAAUUUAUUUUAAAAUUUAAAUUUCAAUAAAACAUAUUUGUGAUUAUUAGA
Messenger RNA from Sciurus carolinensis (gray squirrel), 1016 nucleotides. RefSeq names its product pulmonary surfactant-associated protein A-like. NCBI's taxonomy places the organism in Eukaryota, Metazoa, Chordata, Mammalia, Rodentia, Sciuridae. The record is from RefSeq and is a predicted model, not a curated record. Bases 149 to 895 code for a protein of 248 amino acids. Gene Ontology annotation, cellular component: multivesicular body; rough endoplasmic reticulum. The transcript is spliced from 5 exons.